AUGAUGAAAAAACGUUUAGCAUGGGCCAGAAAAUACCAAAAAUGGACUGUAAAUGACUGGAAGAAAGUGGUUUUCAGUGAAGAAACACAUUUAUUUGUGCAGGGAUACAAAUCAAGUAUAGUUAGACGAAGUGAAGGCGAAAGUCUGAGAUCAGAUCAUAUCCAACAGACUGUAAAACACCCUUCCAAACAAAUGUUUUGGGGUUUCUUCACAGCAAAUAGCACUGGAAGUUUAGUGCCUCUAAAAGGCAUGAUGAAUUCAGCCAAAUACAUCGAUAUAUUAGAUAGCAGGAUUGCUCCAUUCAUGGAAACAUUCGACGGAACAUUUAAACGUGAUUUGGCCCCUUGUCACAAUUCCAAACUGGUCCAGAAUUUUAUGCGAGAAAACAAAAUAAAAGUGCUUGAUUGGCCUGGUAAUUCACCAGACCUAAAUCCCAUUGAGAAACUGUGGCAUAUUCUAAAGAAUCGCUUAGCCAAGAUGAAUUGCACUACAGGAGAACAAAUGAUAAAAAGUGCUAUUCAAGUAUGGUUCCACGACGAUGAAGUCAAGAACAUGUGCGCUACACUAGUGGAAUCAGUGCCAAAACGUGUUCUUGAAGUCAUAUCUGCUAAAAAGGAGAACAUACUUCAUAUUAAUGCAGACAUGUAUCAAUGUAACUUAAGACCUCUCACAUACCUCUCAGAAGAUCUGGAUGACUUAAUACCUCUUUCUCCGUCCAUGUUUUUACAAGAGAUCUCGACGGUGGGAGUACCUGAUUUAGAUCAGCUGGAUACAAUAGAUCUUAAAAAACGCUAUAGGUAUCAACAGACGUUAAGAGAACAGUUGAGAAAAAGAUUUCGCCGCGAAUACCUAGCGACACUCCUUCAACCGCGCAAGAAGAAUAACUAUUAUGAUCUAAAGGUUGGCGAGAUUGUGUUAAUCGAAGAUGACUUAAAGAAAAGAUUACACUGGCCGAUGGCUAAAGUUAUUGCCGUCUAUCCUGGUAAAGAUAAAAGGAUACGCGUGGCUCGACUUAAAACAGCACAUACCGAGUUUUUGAGGCCAGUGCAGCGGAUUUAUCCGCUGGAAAUACGUUCGACACCAAAUGAAGGUUCAACUCCAAUCGCAAGCGCAACUUCAAAUGAAGGUGACAAGCAUAAAAAUUUCCAAAGUACCUUACGAAACAUCGUUACCACAAGAAGCGGCCGAACGGUUAAGAUUCCAUCAAGAUAUUUGGACACAUAA
Molecule: messenger RNA, 1224 nt
Organism: Parasteatoda tepidariorum (common house spider)
Lineage: Eukaryota; Metazoa; Arthropoda; Arachnida; Araneae; Theridiidae
Source: RefSeq, a predicted model, not a curated record